AUGGCUCUCGUGGAUUUGGCGGUGUCCGCAUACACCUACUUUGCUGCGCUUUCGCUCAGUCAGCAAUUAUCCAUCUUGUUUUUGGGUCCCUUCAUCUACAAUGUGCUCUGGCAAUUGUUGUACUCGUUGAGAAAGGACAGGGUGCCAAUGGCCUUCCACUGGGUUCCGUGGUUGGGUAAUGCCGUGGCCUACGGUAAGGACCCCUAUGGCUUCUUCAACGAAUGCCGUGACAAGUAUGGAGACGUGUUCUCAUUUGUUUUGGUGGGUAAGGUUAUGACCGUCUACUUGGGUCCUCGUGGCCAGGAAUUCGUGCUCAACGCCAAGGCUAACGAUGUGUCGGCCGAAGACGCCUACCAGCACUUGACCACCCCCGUGUUCGGCGAGGGAGUCAUUUACGACUGCCCAAACCACCGUCUUAUGGAACAGAAGAAGUUCGUCAAGAUCGCCUUGACCUCCGACGCGUUCAGAUCCUACGUGCCCAAGUUCAGGGAAGAAGUCUUGGACUACUUCACCACCUCCGAAAACUACAAGAUGAAGGAAAACAACUCCGGUGUUGUGGACGUCUUGAAGGCCCAACCUGAAUUAACCAUCUUCACUUCUUCCAGAACCUUGUUCGGUGACGAAAUGAGAAAGAAGUUCGACCACAGUUUCGCUCAGUUGUACGCCGAUUUGGACAAGGGUUUUGCUCCUAUUAACUUUGCCCUUCCUCACUUGCCAUUGCCCAGUCACAGAAAGAGAGACGAAGCUCAACGUAAAAUUUCCCGUACCUACAUGUCCUUAAUUAACCACAGAAGAGAGUCUGGCGAUAUCGUACAGAACCGUGACUUGGUUGACUCCUUGAUGCUUAACUCUACCUACAAGGAUGGUGUGAAGAUGACUGAUCAACAAAUCGCCAAUCUUAUGAUUGGUAUCUUGAUGGGUGGUCAACACUCCUCUUCUUCCACUUCGUCUUGGUACUUGUUACAUUUGGCUGAGCACCCUGAAAUUCAAGAAGAAUUGUACAAGGAGCUCACCACUCUUCUUAACGAGAAGAAUGGUGACAUCUUUGAUUUGACUUACGAUGACAUGCAAAAAUUGACCUUGCACAACCACGUCAUCAGAGAAACCUUGAGAUUACACAUGCCAUUGCACUCGAUUUUCAGAAAGGUUUCCAAGCCAUUGCUUGUUCCAAACACCAAGUACGUUGUUCCAAAGGGACACCACGUUUUGACUUCUCCUGGUUACGCCAUGAUUGACGAUAAAAUUUAUCCAAAUGCUGACAAGUUCAACCCCCACAGAUGGGACAAGCCUAUUGUUCCAGAGAACAGCCAAACCGAGUCCGUGGAUUACGGUUUUGGUGCGAUUUCCAAGGGUGUUUCUUCACCUUACUUGCCAUUUGGUGGUGGUAGACAUCGUUGUAUUGGUGAGCAAUUUGCUUUCCUCCAACUUGGAAUGAUUUUGGCUACCCAUGUCUACAACAUCAAAUGGAAGUUUGUGGAGGGCCAAAAAAUGCCCGAUCCUCAUGGCCCAGCCAAGAUCCAAUGGGAAAAGAGACAAACCUGUGUGUUAUAG
Suhomyces tanzawaensis NRRL Y-17324 is the source of this 1551-nucleotide messenger RNA. RefSeq names its product sterol 14-demethylase (gene ERG11). The transcript is spliced from 2 exons. Bases 1 to 1551 code for a protein of 516 amino acids. The record is from RefSeq and is a predicted model, not a curated record. Gene Ontology annotation, molecular function: iron ion binding; monooxygenase activity; heme binding. Gene Ontology annotation, biological process: ergosterol biosynthetic process. NCBI's taxonomy places the organism in Eukaryota, Fungi, Ascomycota, Pichiomycetes, Serinales, Debaryomycetaceae.